CCAAAAGAGAAACAAUUGAAACAAAAUAAGCCCAUUGUAAUAUAAUAUUAAUUCAAAUUUUGCCCAAGGUUUAAUUACUAAACAUUGUUCAUAGUCCCUCCUUUUUCUUUUUUUCUAUGUCCUUUCCUUUAUUUUGAUGUCACCCUUUAAAAAUUGUUCUUCCACUUCCACACUCAACACAAUUAUAGGACUUCACUUAGCACUAACACAAUGGAAAUAAACAAAAUACAAGCUCUUUAUGAUACUUGCCAUGUUUUGUUUUCUGAAGGAAGAGUUCCAAAUUUUCAACAAAUCCAUUACCUUAAAAAUAUGUUAGACAAUAUUGAAGCAAUAGAUGUAGGAAUCGACGAGUUCGGGUUUUGUGAUUCGCCUACAUCAGAUGCAAACGUUGAUAAUGGUAGCAUGAGAUUGCUUUGUGGGCAAAGUUUCUCUGAAAUAACAUACAUUCACAUUCACGAAUGCGACGAUGUGUCGAUAGGUGUGUUUUGUGUUCCAGCAGGAAAAGAAUUUCCUCUUCAUGAUCAUCCAGGAAUGACAGUGUUGAGCAAGAUUUUAUAUGGUUCUGUUUAUGUCAAAGCUUAUGAUUGGAUCAAUUUUGAUAGUACCAAAGGCCAAACAAUUGGAUUGGCGGGGAAGGUAAUAGAUGAAGUGAUGAAAGCACCACAUGAACCAUCGAUAUUAUUUCCAAGAAGUGGUGGAAAUAUUCAUUCUUUUAGAGCAUUGACUUCAUGUGCAAUACUUGAUGUGCUGUCUCCACCAUACUCUCAAGACUUUGAAAGACCCUCCACUUACUACUAUGACAUUCCUAUUCCUUAUCUUAAUGGUUAUUCAAUGCUUGAGGAGAAACCGUUGCCUGAUGAUUUAGUUGUUCAUGGAGCACCAUACCUUGGACCUUCAAUUGUAACCAUGUACGAUGAUUACCAUUUUAGUGAUCAAUUUGGUUAUGAAAAUCAUGUAUAAAUUAAGAGUGUGUGUAUGUAUAUGGUGUGUAGCAAUUAUUAGGAAACCAAGGUAAUUUGAAGUAAGAGUUAUUUUAGAAAUUAAUUACUUGUUUGUUAAAUUUGGUCGUUAGGCUUGAUGGACUAAGAUGCAUUAGUGUGUGCGCGCAUGUUGAUUUAAAGAAAUAAGUGUGCGAUGAGUUACCUCCUUAAAUAUCUAAUUUGAAUUAAAUAAAUUUACAUUUUUUUAUAAGCAAAAUAUAUUAAAUAUUAAAUGAGAGCACAAGAGAUAAUUUUAAAAACUAAUUUUUA
This is a messenger RNA of Vicia villosa (hairy vetch), 1250 nucleotides long. RefSeq names its product plant cysteine oxidase 4-like. Gene Ontology annotation, molecular function: oxidoreductase activity, acting on single donors with incorporation of molecular oxygen, incorporation of two atoms of oxygen. NCBI's taxonomy places the organism in Eukaryota, Viridiplantae, Streptophyta, Magnoliopsida, Fabales, Fabaceae. The transcript has 5 exons. Bases 211 to 960 code for a protein of 249 amino acids. The record is from RefSeq and is a predicted model, not a curated record.